Messenger RNA from Entrophospora sp. SA101, 699 nucleotides. The record is from the annotation of a GenBank genome assembly. Lineage: Eukaryota; Fungi; Glomeromycota; Glomeromycetes; Entrophosporales; Entrophosporaceae.
AUGCCGUGUAAUAAUAAUACGCUCGAAGUUAGUGCUAAUGGCGAAUACGCUGGCGGAAGUGUUGCUGCGGCAUUAAAAGCUAUUCCUGCCGCUAAUAAGAUAAGGACUGACCUCACCUCAGAACAAGCCCGAGAUUGGCUGAAUAAAUUACAUGAGUUAAAAGGAAACGUAUUAGUAAGUGCUGCUAACGGUGGUAGUAAUGCACCAGCGAUAAGCCAUACUGCACCAGGGGGCGUUCCUCACGCUAACAACGACGAUUUAAGAAAUGCCGGAGAUAUCACUUUCGAUGGCGGUGGUGGUAAUAACCAACGUGCUAUGCAGGUUGCAGCAAACGUUGCUCCAAAUAAUACAGCAUUAAGGGGUUCUUAUUGUAUUACUGUUUGUAAUAAUACUGGUGCUGGGGCAGUUGCUAAUGCUAACUUAGUAACUCCAAUUGCUAAUAAUAAAUAUAAUCUUGUCCAAACUACAGUUUAUACUAUCCUUCAAACUGGUGUUGGUGGUGGAGCAGCUAUCAGUGCUGGUUCUUUAAGAACGCAAGAAAUUGGUGCGGCAGGUGGUGUUACGGCUGCUCACAUUAAAAAAGCCAAAGAAUUCGACAGUGCUUUAGCUAAACUAAGAAAAGCUAGUGGUGCUGGCACUAAAACUAACACAGCGAUAAAUUCUAGCACUGGAGCUGUUGUUAAUGCUGUUGAAAAUUGA